Molecule: messenger RNA, 931 nt
Organism: Pocillopora damicornis (cauliflower coral)
Lineage: Eukaryota; Metazoa; Cnidaria; Anthozoa; Scleractinia; Pocilloporidae
Biological process (GO): mannose metabolic process; protein N-linked glycosylation; GDP-mannose biosynthetic process
Cellular component (GO): cytosol
Molecular function (GO): phosphomannomutase activity
Source: RefSeq, a predicted model, not a curated record
AAAUUUCUUAGAUCGUACUUUGACCAUAAUUCACGUCACGCAAGUAAAGAUGGCUUCCGUGAAUAGUCCCAAGGAUGUCUUAUGUUUAUUUGACGUGGAUGGUACAGUUACUCCGGCCAGAUUGGUUGUCACCGCAGAAAUGAAAGAGUUCAUGAAGAAGCUUCGCACAAAGGUUGUCGUCGGUUUAGUUGGUGGAUCUGAUUUUCAUAAAAUUCAAGAACAAAUGGGAGGAGACGAUGUGACGAGCCUGUAUGACUAUGUGUUUUCGGAGAAUGGUUUGGUAGCUUACAAGAACGGAGAGCUGAUUCAUAAACAGAGUAUCAAGGAAUUUAUGGGUGAAGCAAAGCUUAAGACUUUCAUCAAUUUCUGCUUAAAAUAUAUUGCUGACCUGGACAUUCCUAUGAAGAGGGGAACUUUCAUUGAGUUUCGAAGUGGCAUGUUAAAUGUGUCACCUAUUGGACGAAACUGCUCCCAAGAAGAAAGGAUAGCCUUCUUUGAGUACGAUAAGGAACACAAAGUUAGGGAAAAGUUUGUGUCAAUUUUGCGGGAAAAAUUUUCUGAUUAUGGACUCCAUAUCAGUAUAGGAGGUCAGAUAAGUUUUGAUGUCUUUCCAAAAGGCUGGGACAAAACAUAUUGCCUGAGACAUGUUGAAGGUGAUGGUUACCAAAAAAUUCAUUUCUUUGGGGACAAAUGCUAUGAGGGAGGGAAUGAUUAUGAAAUCUACAUGGAUGAGCGAACUGAAGGACACAAAGUGACAUCACCAGAUGAUACUAUGAAACUAGUGAGGGAAAUGUUUUUUAGUAGUUAGUGGUUAUGAUUUAACACUAUGUUAGAAACAAAAUGCCUGUUAUCAUCAGUUGUGAUAUGAUAAGACAAUAAUGUUAAUUCUGUAUGAAAAGAAAAUUUUAAUAAAAUUGAUUCAGAGAAGUUA